Messenger RNA from Ooceraea biroi (clonal raider ant), 2162 nucleotides. RefSeq names its product tankyrase-1. Lineage: Eukaryota; Metazoa; Arthropoda; Insecta; Hymenoptera; Formicidae. The record is from RefSeq and is a predicted model, not a curated record. Gene Ontology annotation, molecular function: protein binding.
CGACAACAUGGACGUGUGAUCAAUCGCAUGCGAGUAACGUAGAACGACCUUAAUAGUAACAUGGCCGCGAUGUGUAACGUCGCAAUUAAAAACUCGUUGAAGUGUUGUGUGUAGUCGUGUCAUGAUACGCUCAUGAUUACGCUCUUAUAAAAAGCGAUUUCUCUUUAUUGGCAGAACUUUAAUGGAAUAUAAACAUGGUUUGUCUGAACAAGAACAGCAAUUAAACGCACGUGCAUCACGCCGCGUGACGGCUAUGACGUCUGUAGAUUCGGGAGUAGAAACCGGGAACGACUCGAAUGACAGCAUGAUCGUUCAGCAUGAGAAUCAACAACAGCAGCCACAACAAGAACGUAUUUAUACUAUUUGUACUCCUGACAAUAGAAUCAUGACAGUACGUGUAAAUACUGAUAUCACGAUAAGUCAUGGUCAUGAUACACCUCGUAAAGAAGAAUCGAAAUCAUAUGUACACACUAACGCACACCACGAUGUACCUGUUGAACAGAAAUAUUGUCGUACUUUUUCGCGAUUGUAUCGGGCUGCAAAACGUGAAUCUCUCGUAAUGGAAAAUCGUGGGUUACGGUCCAAUCCUGCGGUGAUUCCAGAAAGGUCCCCAUGUAAGAUACAUGAUAGACCUGCUUUCUCGCCAGUUAGGCGCAGAUUGACUAUAUGUGACAAACCUCUAAAAACCUAUAAGUGCAGCAAAGCUCUUGAUGAUGGUAAUCCAAUAAAUCGUAGGAAGAAAUCUUUCACUGGCCAACUACAAGAAAUGCGGUUUGCAGCUAUCACAAGUGAUAUUGUAUCUAUGGAAAAGUUGUUGGAUGAAGGGAUAUCGCCCAACCUUCCUGACACACAUGGACGAACUCCUCUUCAUUAUGCGGCAAACAAGGGUCACAAGGAGAUGGUUGAAUUAUUGUUGCGCCAUGGUGCUAACCCGACUAAGCAGGAUCGUGCCGGCAACACACCAUUGUACGUAGCUGCAGUCACAGGCAAUACAGAAAUAGUGACACUACUUUUAACAACCAAUACUGUUGGUCAGCCGGAUAAUUAUAAUCCACUGGAACUACUCCGAGUAAAAACGGAGCUAUUGAAGUAUAGCAAAACAGACAACGAUAUAACAAACCUCACGCGAGAAAUACGCAGUUUAACGAUGAUACUAGAAAAAUCUCCACAAAUGAAAAAGGAAAUGCAAGCACAGGUGGAAUCAUUGAGCAGCAUUUACUCGAAGCUCUCCUUGUCCAAUUCGGAGAAAGUUCACGACGAUAUUAAAGAUUUACUGGAGAAUUUAGAGGCUCUUUGUGUAACGAAUAGCUCAGAAACUACUGAAGCGGCACCGUAGUGUACCAUGAUACACGUUGUUUCUAAAUUACGAAUUGGAAGCAAAAUCUUUUUUAGGGUAUAAGAAAAUCUGUGUAAUGUACUAUUUUCAGAAGCUAAGCGUACUUUUGUACAUGCAUAUUGUAUGUCCAUGAGCUAUACUUCUAUGCGAGAUAUUAGCUAGUAAUUUGUUUAAAAUAAUAGUUGCUUUUCUUGUGUGUUGUGUGCGUACGCACAAAAAUUCUUUCUUAUCAUGAUGCAUUUUUAUUAGGACUUAUUUAAGUCGUUUAGAAUUAAUCAAUUAUGAGAUAUUUUUAAGUCUAUGUAAAAGGUAUAUACAGUUAGAUGUAAUUUCAAUUCUAAUAUUCUUGAAUCUAGUAAAAUAUGUAUUAUUCGCUGCAUGAAUUCAAUAUUUUUAGAUUGUGUUUGCAACAGACAUGCACGAAAAACAGCUAUUAUUCUCUAUUUUGACUGUAUCUUUAUAACGAUAAGGAAAAUUAAAAGUGUCUGAGCUAAACACUUUAACUUACACUUAAAAACCUGACGAAGUUUUGCAGAUACCUAAAACUGAGUUUGAUUAUAAGAUUGUCCUUUUUAAGAUAAUAUACGACAAUAUUGAUAUAUAUACACUGGGAAUAAGAUGAUCUCAACGAUGUCACUGUGGAAGAACAGUAUCUAUAUCUUAUAAAUUUCUCACUUUUUGUAUCUGCAAUCUCUGAUCAUGUAAGAAAGACACGUCAAUAUAUUAGAAUGCUUUUAUAAACGCUGUAUGUAAUGAAGCUUCAAUAAGAAAUAUAUAAUUGUAUGUAUAAUACAAUACAGAGAAAUAAAAUGUUUUUAUAAAUAAA